Messenger RNA from Morus notabilis, 1494 nucleotides. Its product is annotated as transcription factor MYB41. The record is from RefSeq and is a predicted model, not a curated record. NCBI's taxonomy places the organism in Eukaryota, Viridiplantae, Streptophyta, Magnoliopsida, Rosales, Moraceae. Bases 159 to 1292 code for a protein of 377 amino acids. The transcript has 5 exons.
CGCGGUCAUCAGGAAACCAAACAAAUAAUUGCCUUUUUUUUUCAACAACAUUUUCCUCAUUAUCUCCGAAUAGACGCUGUAAGAUCGCGGCGUAAUAGAAUAAUCGUAUCUGAUCAUCAUCGUCGCGGUCGCGGAAACUCGGAAACGACGGUGAUCAAAUGGGAAGAAAUCCUUGUUGCAACAUAGAAGGAUUGAGGAAAGGAGCUUGGACACCGGAAGAAGACCAGAAGCUUGUUUCUUACAUUCAAAAACAUGGUGAAGGUGCUUGGCGUUCCUUGCCCCAGAAAUCUGGCUUGCUGAGAUGUGGGAAAAGUUGCAGAUUGAGAUGGGCUAAUUACUUGAAACCUGAUAUUAAGAGAGGAGACUUCACUUCAGAGGAAGAGAAGAGUAUUCUUCAACUUCAUUCUGUUCUGGGCAACAAGUGGUCAAUCAUAGCUAAGAAUUUGCCAGGACGAACAGACAACGAAAUAAAAAACCACUGGAACACACACCUCAAGAGACGCUCAAUCGAAAUUAAAAAUGUAGAUCAAAAUCCUGUUUUAGGCUCUAUGAAGAUUGGUGAUCAUCCAAAACCCAAAUCCCAUCUUCAUGUUAAAAGGUCAAUUUCCACUACUACUGCUACUACUACUUCUGCCCAUGAUCGGCUACUCAAUGAGCUAGCUGCAUCUAACAAGCUCAAAGCAUCUAGUUGCCUCGCCUCACUUGCGGCCCCACACAACCGCAAAGAUGACAAAGCGGCGGCCUCAACUCCAUCCAGCAUCCUCAACAAGAUGGCCACAACUUGUCUCAAACCAAAAUCACAUAAUCUUCUCAACGCGGUCAAGGCGGUUUUGUCUCAAUCACCACAAGCUAGUCCUAUGGGCAAAAGUGUUGGCAAUGUUCUUAUUGCCAAUUCCACUAGUACUAUUACUAUCACUAGUGGUAGAUUUUCUGAUUUUGAAGGGGGUAAUUCUAGUACUGUUAUGGAAUUUAGUCCUAGAUCGAAAAAUGCUCGGGUUCUACUCAAUGAAAUGGCAUCAAAACUGUCCCUCUUAAAUCGUCCGGAUCCUAUAUCGCUCAGUGGGCCUGAUCAAUCACCUGCCGUUGAUAAUAAUGUGAUGAACAUCAAUUCCUUAGCGUCAGUUUUAGAUGGAAAGGAAUUAGGUGAAACGUGUUUAUUCCAAGACAUGGGGUUUGACCAUUAUUAUGAUCAUCAAGAGGUUGAUCUGUUUAAGGGAAUUGCCAACGCUGAGGAAGAAGGUUCUUCAUUGAUUCCGGCCGGCCCAUUGACGGAUUCCGGCGACCGUGGGUGACGUUUUUCCACUGCCUACCAUAAGAGAUUCAAAAGAACGAAGUGGAGUUUCGGAUGUUUUUGAUCUUGUUUGUGGUCGGCGGUGGAGGGGACGGCGGUGCAGCCGUGGUGGUGUUUGUAUCAGAGAAAAAGAUGUUUUGUUUUUUUUAUUUUUUUUGGAACUUUUUGUUUAAUUAAUCUCGUGUGGUAAGCUCUAUUUGUGG